This is a messenger RNA of Glycine soja, 3623 nucleotides long. RefSeq names its product calcium-transporting ATPase 3, endoplasmic reticulum-type. Gene Ontology annotation, molecular function: P-type calcium transporter activity; ATP binding; ATP hydrolysis activity. The coding region runs from base 198 to 3203 and encodes 1001 amino acids. Gene Ontology annotation, cellular component: membrane. Lineage: Eukaryota; Viridiplantae; Streptophyta; Magnoliopsida; Fabales; Fabaceae. The record is from RefSeq and is a predicted model, not a curated record. The transcript is spliced from 34 exons. Gene Ontology annotation, biological process: intracellular calcium ion homeostasis; calcium ion transmembrane transport.
GACAGUGAAAGUUGCUGAAUUGGGAUCUCAUCGAGGUUGCGAAAUCAAAUCAGGAGUAUCAGUAACAUAACAGGGGAGGACUCCAAGUUACUUUGAGGCAUUGUUGACAAUUGACAUGAAAUGAAACUCACGUGCUCCCGUUCUCUUUCUUUCUGAACCUCGAGGCUCUCGUUCCCGAUCCAAUUCUUCGUUCCUCCAUGGAGGACGCAUUUGCCAGAUCUAUUCCCGAGGUCCUUGAUUUCUUUGGAGUGGACCCGACUAAGGGUUUAUCUGAUGCCGAGGUAGUACAGCAUGCUAGACUUUAUGGAAAAAACGUGCUGGCUGAAGAUCAAAGAGUUCCUUUUUGGAAAAUGGUUUUGAAGCAAUUUGAUGAUUUGCUUGUAAAGAUACUAAUUGCAGCUGCUCUUAUAUCUUUUAUUCUGGCAUUAAUUAAUGGAGAAACAGGCUUGAUGGCAUUUCUGGAGCCUUCGGUUAUUCUGAUGAUAUUGGCAGCAAAUGCGGCGGUUGGAGUGAUUACAGAAACAAACGCUGAAAAAGCUCUUGAGGAGCUACGUGCCUAUCAAGCUGAUGUGGCAACAGUCUUGCGCAAUGGUUGUUUUUCCAUACUUCCUGCAACUGAACUUGUUCCUGGGGAUAUUGUGGAAGUUUCUGUGGGGUGCAAAAUUCCUGCUGAUAUGAGGAUGAUUGAAAUGCUAAGCAAUCAAGUGCGGGUUGAUCAAGCUAUUCUUACAGGUGAGAGCAGCUCCGUGGAGAAAGAGCUUAAAACAACCACAACAACAAAUGCUGUAUACCAAGACAAAACAAAUAUUCUGUUCUCGGGUACGGUUAUGGUUGCUGGUAGGGCAAGAGCUGUUGUGGUGGGAGUUGGUCCUAACACUGCCAUGGGCAGCAUUCGCGAUUCAAUGUUGCGAACAGAGGAUGAGGUGACACCGUUGAAAAAGAAGCUGGAUGAGUUUGGUACCUUUUUGGCCAAGGUUAUAGCAGGGAUUUGUGUUUUAGUGUGGAUUGUAAAUAUUGGUCACUUUCGUGACCCUUCUCAUGGUGGUUUCUUGCGUGGUGCAAUUCAUUAUUUUAAGAUUGCAGUUGCUCUGGCUGUUGCAGCCAUUCCAGAAGGGCUCCCUGCAGUUGUUACAACAUGUUUGGCUCUUGGAACAAAGCGUAUGGCUAAGUUGAAUGCCAUUGUUCGCUCCUUGCCAUCGGUUGAGACCUUGGGCUGCACCACUGUUAUUUGCAGCGACAAAACUGGUACUCUAACUACCAAUAUGAUGUCUGUUGCAAAGGUGUGUGUUGUAGAAUCUGCAAAGCGUGGUCCUGUUGUUUCGGAAUACAGUGUCAGUGGAACAACAUAUGCACCUGAAGGCAUAAUAUUUGACAGUACAGGGUUGCAGCUUGACUUUCCUGCUCAAUUGCCUUGUCUUCUUCACAUGGCAAUGUGUUCUGCUCUUUGCAAUGAAUCGACCCUGCAGUAUAAUCCUGAUAAAGGGAAUUAUGAAAAAAUUGGUGAGUCAACUGAAGUGGCACUACGUGUCUUAGCAGAAAAGGUUGGUCUCCCUGGUUUCAAUUCUAUGCCAUCAUCCUUGAAUAUGUUGACUAAGCAUGAGCGUGCUUCUUACUGUAACCAUUAUUGGGAGGAACAAUUUAGAAAGAUUCAUGUUUUGGAGUUUUCUCGAGAUCGGAAAAUGAUGAGUGUCCUUUGCAGCCGGAACCAGAUGCAUGUUUUGUUCUCAAAGGGUGCCCCAGAAAGUAUAAUAUCUAGAUGUACAAGCAUUCUGUGCAAUGAUGAUGGUUCCAUUGUGUCACUUACCGCUGAUAUUCGAGCAGAGCUGGACUCAAGGUUCCACAGUUUUGCGGGAAAAGAAACAUUAAGAUGCCUUGCUUUGGCCCUGAAAUGGAUGCCCUCAACUCAACAGUCGCUGUCCUUUGAUGAUGAGAAAGAUCUUACAUUUAUUGGGUUGGUUGGGAUGCUGGAUCCUCCAAGAGAUGAAGUAAGAAAUGCAAUGCUUUCGUGUAUGACUGCUGGCAUACGUGUUAUAGUUGUAACUGGGGACAACAAGUCCACUGCUGAGUCACUUUGCCGCAAGAUAGGUGCUUUUGAUCAAUUGAUAGAUUUUGCUGAACAUUCUUACACUGCUUCUGAGUUUGAAGAACUUCCAGCACUGCAACAAACUAUAGCAUUGCAACGUAUGGCACUUUUUACCAGGGUUGAGCCUUCUCAUAAAAGGAUGCUGGUUGAAGCAUUACAGCACCAGAAUGAAGUGGUUGCAAUGACGGGUGAUGGAGUUAAUGAUGCACCUGCACUAAAGAAGGCAGAUAUAGGAAUUGCUAUGGGUUCAGGGACAGCUGUUGCUAAGAGUGCUUCAGACAUGGUGCUGGCUGAUGACAACUUUGCCUCAAUUGUUGCGGCUGUGGCAGAGGGAAGGGCUAUAUACAAUAAUACAAAACAGUUUAUUCGAUACAUGAUUUCUUCCAAUAUUGGUGAAGUAGUCUGUAUAUUUGUGGCUGCGGUGCUUGGAAUACCGGAUACUCUGGCCCCUGUCCAGUUGCUUUGGGUCAAUUUGGUUACUGACGGAUUGCCUGCCACUGCUAUUGGCUUCAAUAAACAAGACUCUGAUGUGAUGAGGGCGAAGCCUCGAAAGGUGAAUGAAGCAGUUGUCACAGGUUGGCUCUUCUUUCGCUAUUUGGUAAUAGGAGCCUAUGUUGGCCUUGCCACUGUUGCUGGUUUUAUUUGGUGGUUUGUUUAUUCUGAUAGUGGCCCUAAACUUCCAUACACAGAAUUGAUGAAUUUUGAUACUUGCCCGACCAGGGAGACAACUUAUCCAUGCAGUAUAUUUGAUGAUCGACAUCCAUCUACUGUAUCAAUGACUGUGCUUGUCGUAGUUGAGAUGUUCAAUGCUUUGAACAAUCUUAGUGAAAAUCAAUCUCUUCUGGUCAUUCCUCCCUGGAGUAACUUGUGGCUUGUUGCUUCUAUAAUCCUAACUAUGCUUCUUCACAUGCUAAUCUUAUAUGUUCACCCACUGUCAGUUCUUUUCUCUGUAACACCAUUAUCUUGGACUGACUGGACAGUUGUUCUCUAUCUUUCAUUACCUGUUAUAGUCAUUGAUGAGGUGUUGAAGUUCUUCUCCAGAAAUCCCAUUGGUUUGAGAUUCAGAUUAUGGUUCAGGAGGUCGGAUUUACUACCGAAAAAAGAGUUACGUGACAAGUAAGAUGUGAGUACUAUUUAGCAAAUUCUGCACUUGUGAAAUCAUAUAGCUUCAGUGGUAUCCUUGAUUGAAUCUAAAUCAUCAACCUCCAUAUGCAUGGCAAUCAAGGAGUUAAACAAGGUAACUCAUAGAUAUUGUAUAAUAUUUGUGUUAUCUGUAACAUUUAUAUUGUCCUUAAGAUUUCAGUGAUGUAAAACAGCAAAUGUAGGAGCCUGUAGGGCUGUUAUUAUCUUCAAUUAUUCAUUUUUCUUCAGUUUGUAUUUCAUCAAUUUUGCUAGCAUAAAUACCAAAAAGGCACGCAUUUUAGCUUGUUAUGAGAAAGUUGUAGUUUGUCAUUUGUGUAUCUUUAAACAAGAGAUGUAGAGAUUUAUGUCAACAUGUUGCGGAGAAGCAAAAGAAAAAAGGAAAAACAAAGUUUGGUCA